This is a messenger RNA of Coregonus sp. 'balchen', 4233 nucleotides long. NCBI's taxonomy places the organism in Eukaryota, Metazoa, Chordata, Actinopteri, Salmoniformes, Salmonidae. The record is from the annotation of a GenBank genome assembly.
UGCAGAGGGCCAGACUGAUUCUCCAGCAUCAACAGAGGACACUGCCACUACUCCACAGGUCAUUGUGGUAGCUGCCCCUACUUCACAGGUCAUCAUUUCCACAGAACCUGAAGAGGCAGUGAUGGAGAAGGAUGGAGACAAAGUAACUCCUGUUGAAGAUUAUGUUUCGGAGGUCAAAGAUGCCCCAGGUAGUCAAUGCUUUGAGGGGUGGUAAGAAGCAUAGACGGUAUAUCUAAUGUGUAUGACAUCAAGUCCAAACAUGUAGCCUAAUUGGAAUAGUGAUAAUGUUCAUAGGAAAUUUCUUAAAUGCAAAACGCUGUCCAAUUUUAGAAAGGCUCCCUAAAAAAACACACAUUCUUCCUUAAAUUCAGUAGGUAUUUCCAAUGCUAAUUCAUAUUGUUUGUGUAGCUUCAGAAGCGGAACAGAUGGACUCAACUCCUGCUGCUGGGGUGGAAACGGUUAAGGUCCAGGGUGAGGUCAAAGAACAGAAUUGGAACCAAUAUUUGCCAGAUGUCACUCAUUAGUUUUUUCCAUCAGGGUAUCUAUGGAAUGGUGUUUAAUACGUGUGUCUAUGCAUUUCUCUCUCCAGCUGUUGCAGCAGCCCCAGUAAAAAGGAAAGUGGAAACAGAGGAGGAUACUUCACCAGCGAAGAAAACAAAGUGCAUUAAUGAUGGUACGAUUGUGAACAAGAGUAAAUAUCACUCCCUCUGAGUGAUUGAUGGUUUGUGUGCUAACGUGCAUCUUGGUUUUUUAUUUUUAAGGUUUUUGUCUAUUUGUUGGAAGCUUGAACACAACCAAGAAAGUGGAGGAAAUUAAUGAUGCAUUGGCAAACCUCUUCACAUUGCAUAGUCUGUUGUUUCAGGAUAUUCGAGUGGACAUUACAAAGUGAGUACUUCGCAUUUUUAUGCACUGCAUCAAUUUAACCUCUACAAAUGUUUGUAGAUUUCCUCAUGAUAAAUAUUCUUCCCCAUUCCAUGGCAAUGGAUUUGUAAGUAUAUUAACUUAAUGUUUUUGUGCAUUCUAUAGGAAAUUUGCGUAUGUAGACUUUUACACAGAAGAAGACUUGACGAAAGCCCUUGAGCUGAAUGGGGAGAAGAUCCUGGACCAAAAGAUGAGGCUAGGCAAGGCCAAGGUCAAAGACCCCACAGUAGAUGACAAAAAAGGUACUAGUCUCAUCUUGAGUGAAUUUUCCUUGCUACUGUUAUAUUAGUCAUUUCUAGAAUUGAUUGAUUUUCAUGUAGUGACAGGAGAAUUUUUCCCCACAGCGAAAGAUGCCAGGACCUUGUUUGUCAAGAAUAUCCCAUUUGCAGCAACAAAGGAGGACUUGAAGAAAAUCUUUGACACGGCUGUCGAAAUCAGGUUUCCUGGAGGCAUUGGCACCCCAAGCAAAGGGUGAGAUGCAAUGUGUCCAUUUGAUAUCAACGCUUGAUUUGAAAUUGCUAGUUAUGUCUAUACCAGGAUUCUGUUCUAAACACGUCUAUUGCAUCUAUUUUAUUGUGACAGAAUUGCCUACAUAGAGUUCAAAACGGAGGCCACUGCUGAGAAGGUGCUGGAGGAGAAACAGGGGACUGAUGUCCAAGGCCGUGUAAUCGUUAUUGACUUUUUGGGAGAAAAGAGCCAACAACCAAAAAUCAUCAAAGCUCCAGGUAAGGAUGGAUAGAAAUUAAGUCACUGGGAAUUAAAUUACUGUAGAAGCACAAGGUACUUGAAUAGCUAGCUAUAUGGCUAGUCAUGUUGCUCAUUAGCAUCUUCACGAUUUAAAGUAUGUAGUAAUUCACUGAUUUAGUUGAGACAUUUUGUUUAUCAUAGUUCUCUAAAAAGUGGAUGAAGUUAACAUGUUCUGUUCCAUAGCUGAGGCCACACAUAAUAACGAAUUACUGGUGACCAACCUGGCUUACGGUGCAAAAGAGGACGCCCUGAAGAAAAUCUUUCUCAAAGCAGUCAGUGUCAAGAUACCGCAGAGCAAUGGUAAACCAAGAGGGUGAGUGACGGUGCACAUUGAUGAUGCAUCUGCUUUGUUGAGCUCUAGUGAAAAUGUUGAAUGCCAUCAAAUUGAUAAUUAUUUAAAAAAUCAUUAUGAUUCAUGCGAUUUAAUUUCAUGUUCUGAAUGGAGAUGAUACCUUAAGACAAUUAAGUUAAUUAAUUGUGACAAUUAGGCCCUUUUUUUUUUUUUUCAAAAGUCUUGCCUUCAUUCAGUUUGAAAGUGUGGAGGAUGCCAAAGAAGCCCUGGAAUCAUCGUUAAACAAAGAGAUUUGUGGAAGAGCCAUCAGAGUAGAGUUCAGCCAGAAGAGGCCAGAAGGUGACAAAGGGAACUCUGGUGAAUAUUACUAUUAGACUUGCCCAAUGAACAUCUCAUAGCAGAGAAUUGGCUGGUGAAUGAUUGAAGUUGUUUGGUUGUGUGAUCGUUCAUACUUCUGUAUUGUAUGUUCUCUUGUAGUUCCUUCGAAGACGUUGAUGAUCAGGAACCUCGCCAAGGAGACUAGUGAGGAGACUUUGAAAAGUGCCUUUGAAGGCGCCAUUGAAGCUCGAGUCACCAAAGACAAGGAGACUGGCGUAUCUAGAGGGUAUGGUGGUGAAAAAUUACCCUUUUCAAAUCACAUUUUUACAUUCAGAUGUCCUUUGAAAACUCACUGUUGGCCACUUCUUAGGUUUGGCUUUGUGGACUUUGAGAGCCCAGAGGUCUGCAAGGCUGUCAAGGAUGCCAUGGAAGACCUUCAGAUUGACGGGAGCAAUGUGACCCUGGUCUAUGCCAAACCCCAGGGUGAAAGAGGACCUCGUGGAGAAGGAGCGGGUUUCAACAGGCGUUUAGGAGGGAAACCCGGGGCUAGAGGUGGUGCUGGGGGCAGAGGUGGCGGCUUCAGGGGUGGACGAGGAGGUGAGAUAUAAUAAUAAUAUAUAAUAUGCCAUUUAGCAGACGCUUUUAUCCAAAGCGACUUACAGUCAUGCGUGCAUACAUUUUUGUGUAUGGGUGGUCCCGGGGAUCGAACCCACUACCUUGGCGUUACAAGCGCCGUGCUCUACCAGCUGAGCUACAGAGGACCACAGAUAAUCUAGUUCAGGGAUGGUUAACUGGCGGGCCCACCUUUUUGUAGGCCCGUGGAUCAAUUUCCACCAGGGGGAACUCAGCCGGGGUCUCAACUUACUGUUGAGAGUUAGAAUAAUAGAAUACACAAGGUGAAAUUUGGUUGUGCGUCGGACAUUUUUCUAUUGUCAGUCACUCCAUAUCAACUAUUUUUUUUUUUAGAUUGGUACAUUAACUCUAGAGCCAGCUAUCUAAACCUGUGUUAAGCAUUACCGUCCGGAGGCAUUGAUCAUCAGAAAUCGUAUGGGGGGAAAAACUGCGAACAUUUCUCUCCGGCCCAUGGCAAAAUGUGGAGAAUUGCAGGAAAUUAAAGAUGCACUAUGCAGAAAUCGCUCCACCAUUUCCUGGUUUGUGACAAAACUAGCAAGUAUAGCGUAGAGAAUCAUUGUACCAUCUAAACCGCUGUGAAAUAUAUAUUUUCCAUGAACAAAAAUUUGCUUGGGGCCACCAAAAGCCUAGGGCCGACUCUGGCUGCAUGUAUGGAUGUGGGUAAGCAGAUCCAAGAGCCCUCAGGAUAUUUUUUUUGUGGCUUCCAUCCCUGAUCUAGUUUGAAUUGAAGUUGCAAAACUGAUGAGGACAUGUCAAUUGAUACUUCACAUAUAUUCCCUUUACUCCACUUGUAUCUGGACAAAAUUUCUACCAGCGUUGUCAAAUGCUUUCAUUUGUGAUUGUUGUUUUUCAGGCAGAGGUAGUGGCGGCGGAAAGAGGACUUAAAACAGAAAAUAAGUAAAGGAAGAUGAAGAUUUUUAUUUUUUUUACAAUGGACUGCUGCAACUGCUCUAAUUCAACAUCUACAUUUCCUGACAAGUUUGUGAUGGGCUCCUAACCCUAAUAAUUAUAAGAAACAAACCACAUUUAUGUGAAAAGAUUCUACCACGUUGUUCAUACAUAACGAUGAAAUGUCUUACAUGUACUGUACGUGUAACAUUUUUGGGGGGGUUUUCUGUUUUACUUUAGUUUACCUUUUAAUUGUUAUUUUCUUGAUUAUGUAAAGACUUUAUUGAAGACUGGGCAAUUAAAAGGUCCCCAAAUUCUAAUAUGGAUUUUCUGGUUUUUCUAUUAUUAUUUAGUCAGUCUUUUAGGGGGAGCUUGCGUAUUGUUUGAGACAAUUUCUUGCUAAAAAAUAAGAAUAUAUACAAAACAUUAGGAAC